AUGUCGAGCGUCAGCUCCAUAUUUGAUCCACUUGGUCUGGUAGCACCAGUCUUGCUUGUUGGAAAACGCAUUCUCCAAACCUUGUGUCGUGAUGGGUAUGCAUGGGACGACCCAAUCUCAGAGGAAAUCAGAUCAGAGUGGGAGAAAUGGAGGAACGACUUCCUGCAUUUGGCAUCACUGAAUAUCCCACGAUGCUACAAGCCUGAGAAGUUCGAUGUCAUCAAGUCCGCAGAACUGCAUCACUUCUCUGAUGCCAGUACCGAAGGCUAUGGUCAGUGUAGCUACUUGCGACUGAUAGACGACAAAGGAAGUGUAUGUACAACUCUGGUCAUGGGAAAGUCCAGAGUAACUCCUUCGAAGCCAGUUACCAUCCCUCGACUGGAACUUACAGCAGCCGUCAUCUCGGUGAAAGUCAGUACUUUUCUCAUGAAGGAACUAGAGUAUAGCGAUGUGACUCAGUUCUACUACACUGAUAGCAGAGUCGUACUCGGGUAUAUUGCCAAUGACAGCAAGAGGUUCCACAUAUUCGUCGCCAACCGCGUGCAGAAGAUCAGAGAUCACACCACACCUGAAGAUUGGCGACAUGUUGAUACUAAAACUAACCCAGCAGAUGCAGCUUCCCGAGGUCUUUCUGCCGAGUCGCUCAUCAAGAGCAAACUCUGGUGGAGUGGUCCAGGUUUCCUGCAAGAAAGAGAAACCCCUCCACCCGACACUGAGCACGUGGAGCCAAGUUCAAACGACCCAGAGGUGAAGAAGGCAUCUGCAUUCAAUGUCCACACUGAGGCCUCCAACUACCCGAGCAUGCUUGAAAGAUUCCAGUCCUACUCCAACUGGUUUCGCCUGAAACGUGCAGUAGCAUUGUGCCAACGCUACAUGAAGAAGCUUAGAAACAUACAGACAUAUUCAUGA
Patiria miniata (bat star) is the source of this 909-nucleotide messenger RNA. RefSeq lists its product as uncharacterized. The coding region runs from base 1 to 909 and encodes 302 amino acids. The record is from RefSeq and is a predicted model, not a curated record. NCBI's taxonomy places the organism in Eukaryota, Metazoa, Echinodermata, Asteroidea, Valvatida, Asterinidae. The transcript has a single exon.